UUUCCAAGUAGCGCUGCCCAGCUCUGCUGGUCAUUAAUGUGUUUGUGGAUUUACUAGGAGCAACCUUGAGUCUGUUCAGUGUGAGCAAUUGUGAUAAAGUGUUGAGAUAUGUUUGUGCUUGUUGAGUACAUAUGUCUGCGGAUGGGUAAGUGGAUGUUAUUGUGACGUCGUCUGCGUAGGAGGCAAUGUGGAUGUUUGGAGGUGGUUCGGGUAUGUCGUGCAUGUAUAGAUUGAAGAGUGACGCUUGUAGUUGUUUGUUGUGACGAACAUUUAGGCACAUUGUGGAGGGGGGGGGUCGGGUAGGUGGGAGAUAUGGCGACAUGAAGAAGAGGACGGUGAGGUGGGGCAAAUUGAUAAGACAAAUGCCAAAACGGUCCCUGCCCGGACAGUACUUGCCGCAUUGAGCUGGCUGACGGGUCGUCAGUAGAACGGGCAAAAGAAGAGAUGCUGCGUGGAGUGUAGGACAUUCCCACACUUGGUGUACUCCGCGCCUGGAGGGGUGCCCCACCCGAAGUAAGUGCAACGCAAGUUAACUGCAGACGCCCGACCACAGCUAGGCCCGCGCAGGUGAUAGAGUCUAGGAAAAUGGCUAUUUUUUAAGGCGAUCGGACCUUCUUGUUCUCUGAGAACUAGGCGUAUCCUCUGCGGAGAGAGGAUACGCCUAGUAAGACUGAGAACUCUUGAGAAGAUACGCCUAGUAAGCUACCUAUUGGCAGACUCCAUUCUACUUUGUAGUCUCGCUUUGGCGGGAAUGCGUUGUUUGCCUGAUGCCUCUGCUCCAGCCUGCAGGAAAGUUGUUUCAGAUAUUGCUGCUGAUAAAUUAUGUAUGGCAUUUUUUUGCUGGAUUCAAAUUAGUAUCUCAAAAACUGACACCCCUCACAGUUAUAACUCACUACGCACUUAUUUUGUCUGCAGGUAAUAACUGAACUGCUAUCUUCCCAGCUUGUCUCCAUGUAAGUUUCCAGUCAUAACGCGUUUGUGUGACGGCAGGUACACGCUGGAGGAGCUGUCGCCGCCACCGGAGUGCGUGCCGCAGCUCGUGUCGGUGCUGACGCGCGUGGCGGCGCACUCUCUCACCGCCGCCUGGGAGGUGGCGUCCUGUGAGGGUCUCCUGAGCGUCCUCGUGUCCCGCCACCUGCCCCACGACUCCGCCGCCAUCACCGCCGGCGAUAACGUCGUCACCGUCACCUCCCUGCACGGGGUGCCCCUCAGACACGUCCUCGCCCUCGUCAACGUGCUCUGCAGUUGGGGCCCUAACAUAUCCAAGGAGGUGGUCACCAAGCACGGGAUAAUGACGCGGCUGCUCACUUUCAUGUCGGUGGAGCCCACCGAGAUGGCGCUCCCUCUGAGCGAGGCGCUGCAGCUCUCCGUCGCGGCGCACGAACUCUUCAGCGUCCUGCUGGGCUUCGGUCUCAUGCAGGCACAAGAGUCGCUGUUGUCGUUCCUGCCGCUACUGAUCCGUCAUCUGCACUUCUACAGAGAUAAAGUGGCCAUCAAUGAAGACACGGGCAGCAACCAGCUCAACUUUGAGCUUGGCGCACACUUAUUUAGUUCUCUGAGAAAAGCUGUGAGCGUUGCCGCUACCAAGACGCUCCUGGACCGGCAGGUGAAGCAGCACGCAGGGCUCAGAGUGGGCCUCGAUGAAGCUCACGGGGAGGAGCUACAGCCGCCAAUCAUUGAGUGGGGCUCUGCCGUGCCCUUAGCCCAGCUGGCCAUUACCUGCUGCUUGAAGUGGUGCACGCAACUGAGUCGUGGACAUUCCAGCUAUGCAGGCCUUAGCCUACUGGGGUCCGCACUCUUAUUUACCGAAAAUUUCUUCAGAAAGAACAAAGACCAAAUUGGCUGUUCAGCUCCCGAAUAUCUCUCUGCCAUUGAGGAUUUUUAUGCGAAGGCUUUGUGUCCUUUGCUCGAAAGUUCCUGUUUCUCUGAACUGCUUUCCCGUGCCCAAGCUCACUCUUCGCUCUGCUCGGGCCUCACAUAACAUAACAUACAUAACAUAAUGAUGUCGGCGCUGA
Hyalella azteca is the source of this 2015-nucleotide messenger RNA. RefSeq lists its product as uncharacterized. The record is from RefSeq and is a predicted model, not a curated record. The transcript is spliced from 2 exons. Lineage: Eukaryota; Metazoa; Arthropoda; Malacostraca; Amphipoda; Hyalellidae. The coding region runs from base 1292 to 1981 and encodes 229 amino acids.